AUGAGUGGUAGUGGUGGUGGUGUGAAAAUAGUUCUAACCAAAAAACGGGUUUUCACUUGGAAAAACUGGAAAAGUUAUAUCCCAAAAUCAACUAAUUUUCCAUUGACCACUAAAAGCUUUUCCUUCGACUUUUACAAUUGGCAUCCUCUAGGUGCCUUAUAUCAGAGGUUUGGGGAGGCUGUGGUGACAAAUAGAGGUCUUGCCUUACGUGCUAAGGUGUCUUCUAUUGUUGGUCAAGGUGGACGGAACUGGCCAAGGCAAAGGAACAGAGCUGUGUUGAACAUUAUACGGAAUACUCCUGAUACCUUUUUGCCUACCGUCUCUGAGUGUGAUAAGGUUGCCUGGACCUUAACUGCUGAUGGUUCUUUCUCUGUAAAAUCUGCUUGGGAGGCAUGUAGACAUCGGUCUCCUAUCCAACCUUGGCAUCCCUUGGUAUGGUUUAGUCAAGGUGUGCCACGGUGGAGCUUUAUUGAGUGGCUUGCUAUCCUGGGCAGGCUGUCCACUAGGGACAGAUUGGUCAGUUGGGGUGUAACUGCGAGUUCCCAGUGUGUGUUGUGUUUGAAUGGUAUGGAGUCUCAUAAUCAUUUAUUUUUUGAGUGUGACUUCUCUGCUGCUACUUGGGGGCAAAUUAUGAUACGUAAUGGCAUUUGUAUGGCUGUUGUGCCUCUAUCUCAAGAGCUUGAAUGGGCUGGGCAGAAUCGUGCGGGUAAGGGUUUCCGGAAUUACAUUUAUAAGCUGUCUUUGGCUGCUUCAGUUUAUUUUCUUUGGGGUGAACGGAAUUCCAGGAUCUUUCAAGGUAGUUCCAAAGGUAUCCCUGAGGUUGUUCAUGCCAUUUUUGAUGCCAUUCGAGCCAGGUUAAGUUCUUGGACUACUGUGAAGUUUACAGCCCAAAAUAGAGGGUUGUGUGAUGAUUGGCUUCUAGAUUCUCGAAUUUUUGGGAUCAAUACGUGUAGAUAG
Messenger RNA from Rhododendron vialii, 957 nucleotides. RefSeq lists its product as uncharacterized. The transcript has 2 exons. Bases 1 to 957 code for a protein of 318 amino acids. The record is from RefSeq and is a predicted model, not a curated record. Lineage: Eukaryota; Viridiplantae; Streptophyta; Magnoliopsida; Ericales; Ericaceae.